Python bivittatus (Burmese python) is the source of this 2285-nucleotide messenger RNA. It is a transcript of the gene RFFL, whose product is annotated as ring finger and FYVE like domain containing E3 ubiquitin protein ligase. The record is from RefSeq and is a predicted model, not a curated record. Gene Ontology annotation, molecular function: ubiquitin protein ligase activity. Gene Ontology annotation, biological process: protein K48-linked ubiquitination; proteasome-mediated ubiquitin-dependent protein catabolic process; negative regulation of extrinsic apoptotic signaling pathway via death domain receptors. Gene Ontology annotation, cellular component: plasma membrane; cytoplasm. NCBI's taxonomy places the organism in Eukaryota, Metazoa, Chordata, Lepidosauria, Squamata, Pythonidae.
GCCUGGCCUUCGAGGGAGGAGGAGGCGCCGCUGUGUCGCGGAGGUCGGGAGCGGAGCUUUCUCUGUGGUGAAAUCCCUACAGUCUGCUGUUGUCCAGAUGGGCUGGGUCUACCCAACAGCCAAGCUGGCUGGGAAAGUCUGUGGCAGCUGGAGAACACCAGGAUGGGGAGGGUUGGUCUGCACUGCCUUCCAGCUGAUGUCAUCUCUGGUAACUGAGAGGAAGGUCCCUAGGAUCCCAUGCAAGUCUGGCUUCUGUUUACUGUGCUGCUAUCAUGUGGGCGGCGUGUUGCAACUGGUUUUGCCUGAAUGGACAGCCUGAGGAUAUGCAACAUUGCCCGCAGCCAGGAACUCGAGCAUACUCCAAUGCUGGCUACAGCUCCUUCCCGUCUCCUACCGCUUCCGAGCAGAGUUGCAAAGCCUGUGGGGUGCAUUUCAGCAGCUCCUUCCUUAAGCAUGUCUGCUUGGACUGCAAAAAGAACUUCUGCCCUUCCUGUUCACACCAGCCUGAGAGUGGCCCCUGCCUCUGCCACCUCUGCGAGCGAUUCCGAGCUACAGCCUUUCAACGGGAAGAACUCAUCAAAAUGAAAGUGAAGGACUUGCGAGAUUAUCUGGAACUCCGGGAGAUCUCCACGGAGAUGUGCCGUGAGAAAGAUGAGCUGGUGUGCUUGAUCAUCGGUCAGCAGCCCUUGAAUCCCCAAAGAGUACCCCCAGUUCCUCACCCAGUGUCAGUUUCUGUUACCCAGGAGGAGUGUACAACUAUGCCAGCCUCACUGGAUUAUUCUCCAGAGCAAAUUUCCAGAAACUCUGCCUUGCAGACUGAGGAGCAUCCACAGGCAAAUGGGCAUGUGCUGCCGAGCCAGGACGAUAUGGCAGAAGUUGAGAAUGCAGUGGAAACACUGACUGAGGAGGAGACACAGUCCACGGAUUCAGAAGAUAACCUCGUUGCGGGACGGAGGGCAUCCCUUUCUGACCUAACAAGCGUGAGAGAUAUUGAUGCCCUCUCAGUGAGGCAGUUGAAGGAGAUCCUGGCUCGCAACUUUGUUAACUACAAGGGCUGUUGUGAGAAAUGGGAGCUGAUGGAGAGGGUGACCCGCCUUUACAAAGAGAAGGACCUCCAGCAGCUGGUUUCAGAUACAGAUGAUCAAACUGCUCCAUCUGGUAAUGCCACACUCCCUGGCUCUGAAGAAAAUCUCUGCAAGAUCUGUAUGGACUCCAUCAUUGACUGUGUCCUAUUGGAGUGUGGCCACAUGGUGACUUGCACAAAGUGUGGGAAACGCAUGAAUGAGUGUCCCAUUUGCCGGCAAUAUGUGAUAAGAGCCGUCCACGUUUUCAGGACUUAAGGGCACAGGAAGCAGGACUAAUAUUGUCUUAGAUUCUUCCACUGUGACAGAAAGCGCCAGUCCCAGCUACCCAGUCCCCAUUCUUAAGAAGCCCACAGAUGAUAGGUGAGAUGAAGGAUGGAGGGCUGCGAAGACUUGAGCUGUGAUUGGCUGCAUACCCCGUCUAAUACUGUGCAUUAUACCACAGUGCCUGGAGAGCUGGACGUCCUCAGUAGAUCUAGAAAGCAACAUGCCUUUCCUUUCUUUGUCUGCUUUUGACAGGGCAUAAAGAAACUCUUGAUGUUUCCAAGACAUUGAGGCUCUUCCCCUCUGGAGUGAAUAAACAAGGUGAUCUAAAGAGGAAGAGAGAUUUGCUCCUCUCAAUUCUCCUUUCUCUUUGUCUAAAACCUUGAAGGGGAGGGUAUGUAUUCCUUUUUUAGGAUAUGUAAUUUUUUAAACUUUGGUUUAUUAGGUAGCCUUGCAGGUCAGGCUGAAAGUUGCCUCUUCCAUUGCCUUGGAUUCUUAUACAGAGUAAAUCUGUAUCCUACCACAGUGGCCAUGGUGACAUAUCUAUGUAUGAAUGGGGCUGUGGGUGAGGACAGGACUUACAAAGAUGGAGAUUAAAUUUUGCUAGGUUUGUAGUGAAUGGGUAUCUCAGGGAUACUUUUUUUUUUAUAAUUCUGUCACGAUCAAAAUGUGGUGGCCUUUAAGGAGAUUAAGUUGCAUUAUAAUUGAUUUGUCUUGUGUUAUCAUUGGGGAAAACCCCUAUAUUUGUAUUGGAUCUUGCUCAUGGAAUUUGCAUUGGGGACAAUAAGGAAGAACCAGUCCCAUUUUUAAAGGCCAUUGUCUGAUCAUAAACUACAUUAGGGCCUAUCCUUGGCAAAGGAUCCUCUUCAUUUCAUUCUUUUGUUCUAUGUUGGUAUUCAUUACCUUUCUGAUAUGGUAUCUCAUACUGAGAUGAACAGA